AUGAGAGAGAAUCAUCUCGAUCCGCGGAGCCCAGGGUUCGAUUCCCUGUACCGGAGUUUCCUUUUGCUGUCCUUUUUGCCUUACCAGACACUUGGGGUUUGCAAAAGAGAUGCCUUGCGUUGUAUACUUACCAAGACAAUCACAGCAGUUUCACUGCUGGAUGAAACUAGUCCUGAGCUGCCCGAUGCAUGCUCCUGCAUAUAUUCCAUCGAGUCCUUCCCCUUACUCUUCUGUGGACGAGCAGGAGAGCAAAAAGAACUAACUCCGGUACAGGGAAUCGAACCCUGGGCUCCGCGGUACUGA
Fusarium poae is the source of this 303-nucleotide messenger RNA. RefSeq lists its product as uncharacterized. The transcript has 2 exons. The record is from RefSeq and is a predicted model, not a curated record. The coding region runs from base 1 to 303 and encodes 100 amino acids. NCBI's taxonomy places the organism in Eukaryota, Fungi, Ascomycota, Sordariomycetes, Hypocreales, Nectriaceae.